AUGGCUGCUGAUCGUCUAGAUCUUCUUGUUUUCGGAGCCACAGGUCUCACAGGAAAACACGCAAUCUCCUUCAUCCAUGAAAUUGCCAGCUCAAGGUCACUUACUUGGGGCAUAGCAGGACGAUCAGAGAAGAAAAUGAGAGAACUCCUCCAGCAAAAGGAAACCCAAUUAGGUCGUGAUUUAUCGCGCAUUCCGGUCAUUGUGGCAGAUAUCACUAACGAAGAAUCGCUGUUGGCCAUGGCCAAAAAGACCAAGGUGCUGCUGAACUGCUGUGGACCUUUCAGAUCCUUGGGAAGACCUGUAGUUGAAGCCUGCAUCAAGGCUGGCACUCAUCAGGUAGAUGUGAACGGCGAACCCCAGUACAUGGAAAAACUUCAGCUGGAAAAGCAUGAGGAUACUGAAAGAAAAGGUGUAUACAUUUUGAGCGCUUGCGGCCUAGACAGUAUUCCGUGCGAAUUGGCGAUACACCACCUCCAAAAGGAGUUCGACGGAGUUCUGAACUCCGUCGUCACCUAUUUCGAGAAGGAACAGGAGGGGAAAAGGCUUCCUGGAUGCGCGGCCAACUACACGACGUGGGCAUCUUCGAUAACGGCUUCAUCGAAGUGGGGCGAAUUGAGCAAUCUUAGGAAGAAAUUGUUCCGAACGAAAAUGCCGGAUCUGCAGCCGAAGUUACGCAAGAGGAUAUUGCCAUUCAGAAACGAUUUGGUGGAUGGAUGGAUGGUUCCUAUGCCAGGACCAGACCACUCAGUCAUAGAAAGGACCCAACGAUAUUUCUACGAGACGGAAGGGAAGAGGCCCAUACAGGUUGAAUGUUUUUAUGCUGAAAAGAGCAUGUGGAAUGUUCUAGUGCUCGCCGUUCUUUUUCUCCUCUUUUGCAUCCUAUGUAGAUUCGAAUUUGGAAGAAGAAUGCUGCUAAAU
Molecule: messenger RNA, 918 nt
Organism: Phaedon cochleariae (mustard beetle)
Lineage: Eukaryota; Metazoa; Arthropoda; Insecta; Coleoptera; Chrysomelidae
Source: the annotation of a GenBank genome assembly